Molecule: messenger RNA, 2709 nt
Organism: Umbelopsis ramanniana AG
Lineage: Eukaryota; Fungi; Mucoromycota; Umbelopsidomycetes; Umbelopsidales; Umbelopsidaceae
Exons: 1
Coding region: 19-2502 (827 amino acids)
Biological process (GO): small GTPase-mediated signal transduction
Molecular function (GO): guanyl-nucleotide exchange factor activity
Source: RefSeq, a predicted model, not a curated record
CGAAGUCGAGCUUUCAAGAUGGCCGAGAGCGACAGGCUACUGCCACUCAUCCCUCUGUCUAUUCUCACAAAGAAUAGUUUGGUUGCUGCUGAAUCCCUAAAAAAGGCCAAAGACGCACUUUCUGCAGCCAAGGCAUCUGCGAAAUCUGUUUCAACUGAAACAUUGCGACAUCUGUACGAGAAUGAACGGAUCGAAAAGUCGCGGCUUGAGGCACUAAACGACCAAAUCCAAUCAGUUCAAUCGGUGACAGCUUUUAAAUGGGAUGCAGACAUCAUUGCAAAACAAAUUGCUAUCAUUAAUAGCCAGUUGUACAGCCAUAUCACCCUUGACAACAACCUUGCUUUCUCGGAUCCGCGAGGGACGCAUCUCUUGUACUUUACUGAUUUUCAUCGGUAUCUUACGUCAAAUUUUACUCAUCAACUUAUCUAUUGGUCUGAAAUCUGUCGAUCAAACGAUGGGAAAGUUGUUGAUCCACCAGUUCAGCAUCGAGAUAGUUUAAUCAGCCAUGUGGUCAAGAUUGCUUAUUUAUUACUCCACGUUUACCGGGAUUUCUCUGGUUGUUUCGCCAUUAUGAAGGCGUUAUCAUCUCCAGAAGUUAGAAGAAUACGUAGACUCUGGACUCAAUGCCCAUCUCGAAGCAAAGAUUUAUAUAAGGAGCUUGUCGUUCUCUUGUCUCCUUCCAAUGGUUAUCGAUCUUAUCAAGAUAUGCUAGUCAAAAAGCUAUCUAUGGUUUCUUCUGAAUCGAGAUCCAAGCAAGGAAUGAUGAUUGCUGUACCAUGGUUUUUCCCACACUUGAACCGAAUCCGUCAUAUUGCUCAGGAGUAUACUGCUGGCGGUCAAGACAAUAAGUCGGAUGACAAGAGACAGCGGCUACUCUCUGCACCUGGUGCCAAAAAAUUGAAUGAAGUCAUGGUCAUAUUGAGAAAGUGCCAGUCGAACUCAUCCUCGGACUGGGAGGACUUUGAACCCAUUUCCACCGUAAAAUCUGUCACCUUGCAUGGACUUCGUAAAAGCAUCGACCCACCAAUGGACCUUUUGAAGUUGGCACCUGGAAAUAUAGGAGUUUACCAUUGGUUAGUCUCUCGAGUAUAUCUUACGAAACAACAGCUCGUCGACGAGAGCAUGGAAGUCGAGCCUCUAAUGCCUGGAGAAGAACUUAUAUGCGAAAACAUCGAAGUGAACGAAGAAACCUACGAUGUCAUAUCCGGUCUGGAAGUCCCAUCUGAAGAUGUUGAAGCUUUGGAAAGCAGUAGUGAGCCGCCGCAGCAAGUGGCCAAUGGCCCACUUGAUCCACUUUCAAGACGCUCAUCUACUUCCCACUCAGACGAUAGCCAAGCUGAUAGCCCAGACGUCAAUGACUAUGGUCAAUCAAAUAUGGAUGAGACACUGUUAUCAGAAGCCACAGUCACUCAUGAGGGUGCCGGUUUGAACAUCGAAUGGAGUCAAGACAUUGCAGGACAUGAAUCUGCGCAAGCUGAUAACGUUGAAACCGAAAUCGCUGAAGACGACAUUAGAUCUCCUUCACCAGAGUUUUCUGACCCUUUACGUAUAGACUCACCUGCUUCGCCACCAGAAGCUGUCAGUAGUCCUCAGCCUGAGGUCAGCAUGCAAGAUACCAAUGAAAACAAAGCACCCGUGCAGCCGAAUGAUGAUUUCGAUCGACCAGAAAGUAGUGAAGGCAAAGAACAUUCCAAGCUGAUACAAUCUAGACGGGAUGCGCGAAAGUCACGCCUAUCACCAAGUGCCCCCGCCUUUGUACCCAAAUUGAUGUCCGUGAGUCCGAUUCCAGAGCCUGUGAGAUCAAAUCCAAGUGCUUCACCUGCUUCUAGCACUACCUUUGAGGAAGAUUUGACAUCAAUUCCCAAGAACGGUAGUCCAGGACAAGUUGCUACUUCUAGUGAUGAUCAAUCUUCUUCUAAGGAUGAUAAUGGUGAUGAUGAUGAUGAUGAGGAGGUCUGGAAGGGAUAUCAGCCAAGUAGCACAGAAGAUAAAGGUAAUGAUCAGGCUGAUGAUAGCGAAUCUGACAAAUGGAAUGGUUAUCCAACUCCUAAAUCGGAGGAAGCGGACGAUGAGGAGGAGGAAGAAUGGACUGGAUAUCCUGGUCCUUCAAAUCAAGCAGUACAAGAUUUACGACGCCAGUCAUCAAGAUCAAGUACAUCAGAAGAUUGGAAGGGUUAUCAGGCUCAUAAAACAGAAGAUAUAUGGAAGGUGGAAAGUCGCCAACAGGCCUCCGAGCAUGACUGGCAAGGGUAUACACUUGAAACUUUGGAUGAAGAUGAGCUGGAUUCUAGCACUAUGAUGAAUGGAGAGUUCGGAAAAAAGCGAAGAGAGCGAGAAUCAUUCACAAAUUACGACCCAUUGGACAGUUUCAAAAACCAGAUACACAUCCCAGACACAUCGAGUAACAAGCCUAAAUAUCAUGAAGGUGGAACGAUUGGAAGAGCUGCGUCAAAACGUAUGCAUAAUAACCAGCCCUUCCACACAUCUUCCAAAAAAGAUUGAUGAAGAUCCUUCAUUCAGAACAUCACAUAAUCGUCCUAUACCCGUUGAUUGACGAAAAAAACACUCCGAACACUCCCUACUCGCAAAGCAAGUAGUGGUCAAUACAACUAUCUGUGGAUAUCAAAACCAUUAUAAAGAUUCAUUAUAGUAUCAAUAAUAAACAGCUAUGCUUACAAUGGAACAAUUGUGUAUAGAUAUCACUACAUA